AUGAAAGUGAAAAAUAAUUCACAUGACGAUGGCACCGCUUCCUUGUGCUUCGCCAUCAACUAUUACGGGACGACUCUCACUUAUUCACUCAACCGAUUCAUUCAUAUGCGCUACCAUUUACGCACGGGCUCUGUUCGUUUCAAACCCUCACUUCGACUUCUAGGCUACUCAAUACCGACAUCCGCUCUUCGAGAUCGACCUCCAGAUUCCAAAAACAAGACCUACUUGCCACAACACCUUACAUCCUAG
Messenger RNA from Pseudocercospora fijiensis CIRAD86, 249 nucleotides. RefSeq lists its product as uncharacterized. Bases 1 to 249 code for a protein of 82 amino acids. The record is from RefSeq and is a predicted model, not a curated record. NCBI's taxonomy places the organism in Eukaryota, Fungi, Ascomycota, Dothideomycetes, Mycosphaerellales, Mycosphaerellaceae. The transcript has 4 exons.